Rattus rattus (black rat) is the source of this 2558-nucleotide messenger RNA. RefSeq names its product IL2 inducible T cell kinase (gene Itk). Lineage: Eukaryota; Metazoa; Chordata; Mammalia; Rodentia; Muridae. Gene Ontology annotation, biological process: T cell receptor signaling pathway; B cell receptor signaling pathway; NK T cell differentiation. Gene Ontology annotation, molecular function: ATP binding; protein binding; non-membrane spanning protein tyrosine kinase activity. The record is from RefSeq and is a predicted model, not a curated record. The coding region runs from base 54 to 1916 and encodes 620 amino acids. The transcript has 17 exons.
UCAGUCGCAGUCAGGGGUGAUGCCCAAGGCGCCUCACCUUUCAGAACUGGACCAUGAACAACUUCAUCCUCCUGGAAGAACAGCUGAUCAAGAAGUCCCAACAGAAGAGAAGGACUUCUCCCUCGAAUUUUAAAGUCCGUUUCUUCGUCUUAACGAAAGCCAGCCUGGCAUACUUCGAGGACCGCCAUGGGAAGAAGCGCACGUUGAAGGGCUCCAUCGAACUCUCCAGAAUCAAGUGCGUGGAGAUUGUCAAGAGUGACAUUAGCAUCCCGUGCCACUAUAAAUACCCUUUUCAGGUCAUGCACGACAACUACCUCCUGUACGUGUUUGCUCCAGACUGCGAGAGCCGUCAGCGCUGGGUGCUCACCCUUAAAGAAGAAACGAGGAAUAACAACAGCCUAGUAUCCAAGUAUCACCCUAAUUUCUGGAUGGAUGGGCGGUGGAGGUGCUGUUCCCAGCUAGAGAAGCUUGCCGUAGGCUGUGCUCCCUACGACCCAACGAAGAAUGCUUCAAAGAAGCCUCUUCCUCCUACUCCUGAAGACAACAGGCGGUCAUUUCAGGAACCUGAAGAAACCCUGGUCAUUGCCUUGUACGACUACCAAACCAACGAUCCUCAGGAGCUCGCGCUGCGGCGUGAUGAAGAGUACUACCUGCUGGACAGCUCCGAGAUCCACUGGUGGCGGGUUCAAGACAAGAAUGGGCAUGAAGGCUAUGCACCCAGCAGUUACCUGGUGGAAAAGUCUCCAAAUAGCCUUGAAACCUACGAGUGGUACAAUAAAAGCAUCAGCCGAGACAAAGCUGAAAAACUUCUUUUGGACACAGGUAAAGAAGGAGCAUUCAUGGUCCGAGAUUCCAGGACACCCGGGACAUACACAGUCUCUGUCUUCACCAAGGCCAUCAUAAGUGAGAACAACCCCUGUAUUAAACAUUAUCACAUCAAAGAAACAAAUGACAGCCCCAAGCGGUACUAUGUGGCUGAGAAGUAUGUGUUUGACUCCAUCCCUCUCCUCAUCCAGUAUCACCAAUACAAUGGAGGAGGUUUGGUCACUCGACUCCGGUAUCCAGUUUGCUCCUGGCGGCAGAAAGCCCCUGUCACAGCAGGGCUAAGAUAUGGGAAGUGGGUGAUCCAGCCCUCGGAGCUAACUUUCGUGCAGGAGAUUGGCAGCGGGCAGUUUGGACUGGUGCAUCUCGGCUACUGGCUCAACAAGGACAAGGUGGCCAUCAAGACCAUUCAGGAAGGGGCGAUGUCAGAAGAAGACUUUAUCGAGGAGGCAGAAGUCAUGAUGAAACUCUCUCACCCCAAGCUGGUGCAGCUCUAUGGGGUGUGCCUGGAGCAAGCCCCCAUCUGCCUGGUGUUUGAGUUCAUGGAGCACGGCUGCCUGUCGGAUUACCUUCGAAGUCAGCGGGGUCUCUUUGCUGCAGAGACCCUGCUGGGCAUGUGCCUGGACGUGUGUGAGGGCAUGGCCUACCUGGAAAAAGCCUGUGUCAUCCACAGAGACCUGGCCGCCAGGAACUGUUUGGUGGGAGAAAACCAGGUCAUCAAGGUGUCCGACUUCGGGAUGACAAGGUUUGUCCUUGAUGAUCAAUAUACCAGCUCCACGGGCACCAAAUUCCCAGUGAAGUGGGCAUCCCCCGAAGUGUUCUCCUUCAGCCGCUACAGCAGCAAGUCAGAUGUGUGGUCAUUUGGUGUACUGAUGUGGGAAGUCUUCAGCGAAGGCAAAAUCCCAUAUGAAAACCGAAGCAAUUCAGAGGUCGUGGAAGACAUCAGCACUGGCUUUCGGUUAUACAAGCCCCGCCUGGCCUCCCCUCAUGUCUACCAGGUCAUGAAUAACUGCUGGAAAGAGAAACCGGAAGACCGGCCACCCUUCUCCCGGCUGUUAAGCCAGCUGGCUGAAAUCGCAGAAUGUGGACUUUAGCAGGGACUCAUUGACCAGCCACCGCCAUGAAUCCUGAGCGAAGAAACAAUGUCCCUUUUCCACAGCAUUAAAAGCUGCCACCAGCCCAGGACCCCCACAGGUGCCUGGACCAUGGCGGCAGCACGUGUGCAGCCACAACUGCAGCAUCCUAGAAGACGCUGGAGGGCCAGCUGCCGAGCCAACAGCUGGGCCACAGCUGGAGCAGUGUCUCUGUGUCUGCCCCAUCCCAGCCUCUUGUCAUAUGCUGUACUCGAGGCUCCAUCGCCCGCUCUCAGGGAACAUCCCUUCCCCUUCUCAGCAAUCAGGAGAGGCAGAUGUAGGCCACGCUCUUCUUUUUAUUAUUAUUUUAAGAAUAGUUCAAGUAAUCUUUAAUUUGACCCAACGAGACUAUGUGCCUAUUUUAUGGAUGGGAGAGUAGGAAAGCACCGUUCUUUUUCUAAGAAACGCACGGGGUGGUUAAAGCAGGGUGUUCUACUGCUGCAAGGCUGGCAGCCACAGCUUCCUGCCACACACGAGGUGGAGUGGAUGCUUGUGCCAGAGGCCGGAUGUCAUACAACUUCAGAGCACACUGCCACCUCUCUUUGAUGGGGCACAGCGAGCUCCACUGGGUGGAUAAAGUAGGACGACACAUUCAGAGCCCAC